Coregonus clupeaformis (lake whitefish) is the source of this 612-nucleotide messenger RNA. Its product is annotated as WD repeat and FYVE domain-containing protein 2-like. The record is from RefSeq and is a predicted model, not a curated record. The transcript has 7 exons. Bases 1 to 612 code for a protein of 203 amino acids. NCBI's taxonomy places the organism in Eukaryota, Metazoa, Chordata, Actinopteri, Salmoniformes, Salmonidae. Gene Ontology annotation, molecular function: metal ion binding; protein binding.
AUGUCGGGCAAUGUGACAGCGCUGUGUUGGGACCCAGGCCAGAGAGUGUUGUUUUCCGGCAGCUCCGAUCACUCCAUCAUCAUGUGGGACAUCGGGGGACGCAAAGGUACCGCCAUCGAACUUCAGGGACACAAUGAGAAGGUCCAGGGCCUAUGCUACGCGCCACACACACGUCAGCUGAUCUCCUGCAGCUCAGAUGGAGGCAUCGUCAUCUGGAACAUGGACUUGACCCGACAGGAGACCCCAGAGUGGCUGGACAGUGACUUGUGUCAGAAGUGUGAGCAGCCAUUCUUCUGGAACUUCAAACAGAUGUGGGACAGUAAGACGAUCGGCCUGCGCCAGCACCACUGCAGGAAGUGUGGGCAGGCAGUGUGUGGGAAGUGCUCGGCCAAGCGCUCCACCAUCCCUCUCAUGGGCUUCGAGUUCGAGGUGCGGGUGUGUGACAGCUGCCACGAGUCCAUCACGGACGAGGACCGGGCGCCCACGGCGACAUUCCAUGACAGCAAACAUAGCAUAGUUUACAUGCACUACGAGCCUACCACAGGCUGGCUGCUGACCUCUGGGGCAGACAAGGUUGUCAAGCUCUGGGACAUGACUCCAGUGGUGUCUUGA